Molecule: messenger RNA, 1107 nt
Organism: Dermacentor andersoni
Lineage: Eukaryota; Metazoa; Arthropoda; Arachnida; Ixodida; Ixodidae
Product: diphthine--ammonia ligase
Biological process (GO): protein histidyl modification to diphthamide
Molecular function (GO): diphthine-ammonia ligase activity
Source: RefSeq, a predicted model, not a curated record
UAUGUCGCCAUUUUUAAAUGUCUCGCGUGCUCCAACCAAUUUGCACAUGAAUUUGCACAACAAAGUCCAGGGCGCGUGCAUUAGUUUCGCUUCGCAAGUUGGCAAAAGUGCUCGAAUAGGCCACAAGUCUUGUGGUUUAGCAAGCUUUCAUCUGGGUAAUCGGGCGCCUCCGGCUACGGGUAAUCAAUUCCGUGACGGUCCUCCAACUAGGCGUGUGUCGUGCCUCAAGUUGCCGAGCUGCUGAUUCUCAAGACGUAUUCACUUCGUGACAACAUCGCCUGCGCGCGUCAUGAAAGUGUUGGCAUUGGUUAGCGGCGGGAAGGACAGCUGCUUCAACAUGAUGAAGUGCAUCGAGAAUGGUCACGAGAUCGUCGCCCUAGCCCACUUGAAGCCGAAAGACAGUGAUGAGCUCGACAGCUACAUGUACCAGUCUGUAGGCCAUGAAAUCAUUGACCACUAUGCUGAAGCUAUGGGGCUGCCGCUGUUCCAGGGGGACAUCGUUGGCAAGCCGCACAACCAAGCAAGCGAGUAUGAGGUUACGGAAGGGGACGAAGUUGAAGAUCUUUUCAAGUUGAUGACAAGGGCUAAAGAGGCAGUUGACUAUGAAGCUGUGUCUGUUGGGGCCAUUUUUUCAGACUACCAGCGUGUACGUGUUCUUAAUGUGUGUGACAGGCUAGGUGUCACGAUGCUGGCCUAUCUCUGGCACCGUGACCAGGCCCAGCUUCUGAGGGAGAUGGUAGACUGCAAUGUCCAUGCCAUCCUUAUAAAAGUUGCUGCCUUGGGUCUGGAACCUCACAAGCACCUGGGGAAAACCUUGGCUGAAAUCUACGACCACAUGAUCUCAAUGGAAAAAAAGUAUGGCCUCAAUGUCUGUGGUGAAGGUGGCGAAUACGAGACUGCCACUUUGGAUUGCCCGUUGUUUCGCAAACGGAUUGUCGUAGAUGAAAGUGAAGUCGUAAUUCACUCUGAUGAUGCAUUCGCACCUGUGGGCUACCUGAAGAUAAAGCAAAUGCACCUUGAAGAUAAGCCACGCUGUGAUGAAGACGCACAAAAAACGCCGGAAGUGUCAUUACCAUGUUGAUUAAAGGGACUAGUACUUGCUGAUAA